This is a messenger RNA of Aspergillus mulundensis, 2889 nucleotides long. RefSeq names its product snoRNA-binding rRNA-processing protein DIP2. Lineage: Eukaryota; Fungi; Ascomycota; Eurotiomycetes; Eurotiales; Aspergillaceae. Gene Ontology annotation, biological process: maturation of SSU-rRNA. The transcript has 3 exons. The record is from RefSeq and is a predicted model, not a curated record. Gene Ontology annotation, molecular function: snoRNA binding; protein binding. Gene Ontology annotation, cellular component: small-subunit processome; Pwp2p-containing subcomplex of 90S preribosome. Bases 1 to 2889 code for a protein of 962 amino acids.
AUGGUGAAGUCAUAUUUAAAAUUCGAGCACUCGAAAACCUUCGGACUCGUCACCUCCGCAACAUCUAAUGCCAUCUGGGUCCGGGACGAUGCGCUCGCCGGAAUUUCACGUCAAACAGGCGCGGGGCGUGGUGUAGUCGGCGCGGGAGAGGAGGUCUUGUACUGGGAUAUCAAGAAGGGUGAAUUGCUUGGAAGAUGGAAAGAUUCCGCCUGCAGGGCGCAAGUCACCGUGAUCACACAGAGCAGGACCGACGAGGAUAUCUUCGCCGUUGGUUAUGAAGAUGGGACCAUUCGUCUGUGGGAUUCAAGAACCGAGACGGUCAUGAUCUCCUUCAAUGGCCAUAAAUCUGCCAUUACCCAACUCGCGUUCGACAGUGCCGGUGUUCGCCUCGCAAGUGGCUCGAGGGAUACGGAUAUCAUCCUUUGGGAUCUUAUUUCAGAAGUCGGAUUGUUCAAGCUACGCGGACACACAGACCAAGUCACCUCUCUUCACUUCCUCGUUCCGUCACCCGAAUUAUUGAGUCAAGCCGGACUAAGCGAACAUGCCGGUUUCCUCAUCACGACCGGAAAAGACGCCUUGAUAAAGGUAUGGGAUCUGGCGUCACAGCACUGUAUUGAAACACAUAUUGCACAGUCAAACGGAGAAUGCUGGAGUUUAGGCCUUGCGCCGGAUCAGAGCGGCUGUAUAACUGGAGGAAAUGACGGCGAGUUGAAGGCCUGGUCCAUUGAUGAGAGCGCCAUGCUCGAGAUUUCUAAAGAGAAAGCCGGCUCGGAAACCCGCAAAAUUUUGACUGACAAAGGAUCGCUCUACCGUAACGGAAAGGAUCGAACGACCGGAAUCAGCUUUCACCCUCGAGCAGACUAUGUGGCAUUCCAUGGCUCAGAGAAGGCGAUUGAAAUCUGGCGCAUCCGCUCCGAAACAGAAGUCCAGAAGAGUCUGGCAAGGAAGCGCAAGCGAAGAAAGGAAAAGGAAGCCCAGCGUGCAGCGGAAACGGGCGAGGCUGCAAAGGCCGAGAACGAAAAGCCCGAGGACGAUGUUUCUACAGCACCCGUUACUGAAGUUUUCGUCUCUCACACUAUUGUCAGAACCGGCGGCAAGGUCAGGUCUUUCGAUUGGAUCCGGACUAAAUCGAGCGGAAAGAUUCAGCUUCUCGCGGCUACCACCAACAAUCAGCUGGAGGCCUACAGCGUCGCUAUGUUGAAUAAGAAGAGCAAGAGCGAAGAUGAUGUGGAGUACAACCGAACGUUGGCUGUCGAUAUACCAGGCCAUCGUACAGAUAUCCGAUCGGUCGCGUUGAGCUCCGAUGACCGAAUGCUGGCUUCUGCUUCAAACGGAAGUCUCAAAGUCUGGAACGUCCGGACACAAAACUGUUUGCGAACUCUGGAAUGUGGUUAUGCACUAUGCUCUGCAUUCCUUCCCGGUGACAAGAUCGUUGUGGUCGGCAAUAAGGACGGAGAGCUAGAAGUUUUUGAUAUCGCUUCGUCAACUCUUCUAGACACGAUCAAAGCACACGACGGGCCAGUAUGGUCGUUGCAGGUGCAUCCUGACGGCAAAUCACUAGUCAGUGGCAGUGCAGACAAGUCUGCAAAGUUUUGGAACUUCCAGGUCGUGCAAGAAGAGAUUCCUGGUACGAAACGGACAACACCACGGCUGAAGCUGAUCCACUCAAGAACACUGAAGGUCUCAGACGACAUAUUAAGUGUCCGGUUUUCGCCCGACGCACGCCUGCUAGCAGUUGCUCUUCUGGAUAACACUGUCAAAGUUUUCUUCAACGACUCUCUCAAGCUUUUCUUGAAUCUUUAUGGCCACAAGCUUCCCGUCCUAAACAUGGAUAUUUCAUGGGACAGCAAAAUGAUUGUCACCUGUUCGGCUGACAAGACAGUUCGCCUAUGGGGUCUGGACUUUGGUGACUGCCAUAAAUCAUUCCUUGCGCACGAAGACAGCAUCAUGGCCGUGGCUUUUGUGCCUAGCAACAACGAAGGUAACGGCCACAACUUCUUCAGUGUCAGCAAAGACCGCGUAAUCAAAUACUGGGACGGCGACAAAUUUGAACAUAUCCAGAAGCUCUCAGGACACCACGGCGAGAUCUGGGCUAUGGCAAUCAGCCACACAGGCGAGUUCAUCGUCACCGCUAGUCACGACAAGAGCAUCCGCACCUGGGAACAAACAGACGAACCCCUCUUCCUGGAAGAAGAACGAGAAAAGGAACUCGAAGAAAUCUACGACAACAACCUCGCAGCCUCCCUCGAGGAGGAAGAAGGCGGCGCGGACGGCGAGAAGGCUGAAGCCGUUGACGCCGGAAAGCAAACAACCGACACCCUCAUGGCUGGAGAAAAGAUCAUGGAAGCACUCGAUCUGGGCAUGGAGGAUCUCGUCGUCAUGCGUGAGUGGCGCGCCCUCAAGGCAAGGCAACCCAACGCCGCCCCUCCUGUCCGUAAUCCGCUUUACAUGGCCCUCAACAACAUUUCCGCCGAGCAACAUCUGCUCAACGUUGUGCAAAAGAUCCCUCCCGCCGCCCUGCAGGACGCCCUUCUUGUCCUCCCCUUCUCGAAAGUCCCCGCCCUCUUCACCUUCCUCAACAUCUGGGCCAGGAGGGAGUGGAACGUUCCGCUCACGUGUCGUGUGCUGUUUUUCAUGCUGAAGACACACCACCGCCAGAUUGUAGCCAGCAAGCUGAUGCGGCCUAUGCUUGACAGUAUCCGCUCGUCGCUUCGCCGGGUCCUCACGCGCCAGAAGGACGAGAUGGGCUUCAAUCUGUCCGCCUUGCAGUUUGUCGGCGAGCAGGUUAAAUCACAUGCCACGAAGGACUACAUCGAUGAGGAGGCUUAUGAAGAGCAGGAGCGGUCGACGGGAUCAGGCAAGAAGCGUGUCUUCUCCAGCAUUGCUUGA